Messenger RNA from Acanthoscelides obtectus, 2007 nucleotides. The record is from the annotation of a GenBank genome assembly. NCBI's taxonomy places the organism in Eukaryota, Metazoa, Arthropoda, Insecta, Coleoptera, Chrysomelidae.
AUGAUGCUAGAUAACAGGAAAAUGAUUGCCAUACCAUCAAUUGAGAGAUACAGGGGCAACGAAUUAGCGAAAAUACUAGAAUUCGACGUGGAUAUCUGUAUCUACAGAAGAGAAACUAGACCAAAGAGAGACAAAGCAGAUAAGACUCGACCCGGCAGCCCAGAGAAGGCACGCAAUGCAAAGAGACGUAUUGCCAAGGAGAGGGAAGGGGUGCUUGUUAAAAGCGACGGCAAGUCUUAUGUAUAUCUUGCAAAGAAUCUGAAAGCAGGGGUGAAUCUGCAAAAUGUAGAGAUGGAAAUCUCAAAAAUGCGUGAGACUCGCUGGGAGUUGAAGGGCAAGGCUGAAGAUGUAAGCGAGGCUAUGGAUAAACAGAAGAGAACUAGACCAAAGAGAGACAAAGCAGAUAAGACUCGACCCGGCAGCCCAGAGAAGGCACGCAAUGCAAAGAGACGUAUUGCCAAGGAGAGGGAAGGGGUGCUUGUUAAAAGCGACGGCAAGUCUUAUGUAUAUCUUGCAAAGAAUCUGAAAGCAGGGGUGAAUCUGCAAAAUGUAGAGAUGGAAAUCUCAAAAAUGCGUGAGACUCGCUGGGAGUUGAAGGGCAAGGCUGAAGAUGUAAGCGAGGCUAUGGAUAAACAGGUAAGCGGAGCGAAGACACUGAAGAAAACGGGCCUCGCCAGUACCACAAACGACGACGAGGUAAUAGGAGCCAGAAAUGUUGCGUUAGGUGAAGAAGAGAAGGACUUUAGACUGUCAUCUCUCAGGCCUGUCUAUGGAGAAAGCCAGAAAGCAACCAUAAUAGCGUCAGUUGCAGUGGCGGAUAAGCUUACCAGACUAGGCAUAAUUCACAAAGGAUUGGUCCACUGCCGGAUCCAUGCACGUAGCGAGAGUAGCAGGUGCUGGAAGUGCUGGAUGCAUGGACAUCUCCCAGAUAAGUGCAAAGGGGCAGACAUGUCUAUGUUGUGCCUGAAAUGCGCACAAUGCCAAGAAGAGAGAGUCGUGGUCAUAGAAGAAGUGUCUACUGGUGGACGCAGGAUAUCGCAGAAGCCAGAAAAGAACGCAUUAAAGCUAAGAGAGCAUCAACGAGAAUACAGGGAGGCUAGGAAACUACUCAGAAGACUAAUAGAAACGUCUAAGCGGAACUGUUGGAAGAGACUCUUAGCAGAUGUAGAUAAUGAUGUAUGGGGCAAAGGACACCAAAUAGUGGUCAAGAGACUGCGUUUGGCCUCUUUGGAUAGAAUCCCAUUUGAUAAGAGGUUGGAAAUAAUCAGAACGCUUUUUCCACCAAGUCCUUCACUGCAGGUUGAUUCUGAUUCAUAUAGAGCCAGCAUCCGGUUUGCAAUGGAGGAGCUUCAGGAAGCCGCGACUGGACUGAAGGAUCACAAAGUAUCGGGGCCUGCGGAAAUCAUUCAGCUCGCCGUGAAAGCAGUGCCUGGAAUAUUCUUGGAGGUGACAAAUCGGGCGCUGCGUACGGGAGUAUUUCCAGAUUUCUGGAAACUCGCAAUUAUGGUGCUCCCCAAGAAAAAACACAAACCUAACGGAAUUCCAUCCUCAUAUAAGAAUAUCUCAUUACUAGACGCUGAUGGAGCAUAUGAAACCGAUGCAUACACACAACAUUCUGAUCAAGAUUUAGAUUCAUCAUCAGUUUUAUCGCCUGAAGCUCCUCAAAGUGCAACACCAAGUUCCCGUAACAAGCGAACUCUCAACUGCACAACUUGGACACAGAAGAAAAAUAAAUUUUUGGAUGCUUCCAUAAAAGUAUUGGAAACUCCGCAACAUGAUGUUCUUGAACCACAACAAAUAACAUUUGGCAAAAAUACUGGUCAACAAUUACAGGAUAUUGCAGUUGGACAGAAGAUAAUAGCCCAAAAACUGAUUUCGGAUGUGCUAUACCAUGCAAAAUUGGGAAAUCUCACACAUUCUUCUCAUAUUUCCCUGGGUUACCAACCACUAUCAUAUCAAAGCACAAAUAUUUCAAAACUCAUGCUCCAGGUAUACAACAUCCAUUAA